Messenger RNA from Helianthus annuus (common sunflower), 1776 nucleotides. RefSeq lists its product as uncharacterized. Gene Ontology annotation, molecular function: nucleic acid binding; RNA-DNA hybrid ribonuclease activity. The coding region runs from base 1 to 1776 and encodes 591 amino acids. The transcript has 2 exons. NCBI's taxonomy places the organism in Eukaryota, Viridiplantae, Streptophyta, Magnoliopsida, Asterales, Asteraceae. Gene Ontology annotation, biological process: DNA integration. The record is from RefSeq and is a predicted model, not a curated record.
AUGAUCGAUGACAUACUCGAAACCUUUGCCAGGCUCCGGAGUAUCAAUCUCAAGUUGAAUCCUAAAAAAUGUUCUUUCGGACUAGAGGAAGGUAAAUUUCUAGGAGUAUGGAUAACCCAGUCCGGGAUACAAGCUCAUCCAGACAAAAUUCAAGCUGUGGUUUCCAUGCAGCCUCCGAAAACAGUAAAAGAAAUUCAAUAUUUAAAUGGCAAGCUCAUAGCACUGCAUCGUUUCAUCUCCAAAGUUGUAGACCGCACCAUUCCCUUCAUGAAUGUUUUAAAGAAGCGUACUGGUAAGGGUCAGAUAGAAUGGACGACGGAAGCUGAUUCGGCUUUCCAAGAAUUAAAAGUUUGUCUUGGGUCUCUACCCACUCUGACUGCACUAGUAACAGGAGAAAUUGUUACCGUAUGUCUCUUCGCCUCUCAUUUCGCCAUCAGCGCGGUACUCGUGGUGCAUCAAAAUCAAGCACAAAUACCGGUCUACUACGUGAGUCGCGUCUUAAAAGAUUAUGAGACCCGGUAUUCGAUGAUCGAGAAGUGGCACUUGCUCUGGUACAUGCGUCAAGACGACUCCAAAGAGCUUAGUGCUUUUGACAUUACUUACCAAACCCGAGGUCCGGUAAAAGGCCAAGCGGUAGCAGAUUUCCUUACCGAAGUUCCCACUGGAGAGAGUGCCAAAGAGAACCCCGUUCUUGCAAAAGUCUGGAAUUUGUACACGGACGGAGCUUCUAGUAAGGAGGGGUCUGGAGCCGGUUUAAUCUUAAUAGAUCCGGAAGGGAUAGAAUACACCUACGCUCUGCGUUUUGAGUUCAAGACUUCAAACAAUGAAGUAGGGUACGAAGCACUCUUAGUCGGACUCCAAACGGCAGCCAAAGCCGGUGCAAACUCCGUCCUAGCUCAUGUUGAUUCGUUACUGGUUGCUAAUCAAGUCAAUGCAGAAUAUGAGGCACGAGAGGAGAACAUGAUUCGGUAUUUAAACCAAGUCAAUAGUUUGAUGUCCACGUUUGAUUCUUGCAAAAUAGUUCAUAUUCCGAGAAGCAAAAACAAAAAAGCUGAUGCUCUGAGUAAACUGGCAUCCGUCACGUUCUGUCACCUGUCCAAGGAGGUGCUGGUUGAAACUCUGCAAGCUCCGGCCAUCAGCCAGGCGGAAGCCGUGAUGUCGAUCGCCAUACAGGAAAAAUCAUGGAUGACACCAAUCCAAGAUUAUUUGAAAAACGGUACGCUUCCGGAGGAUAAAGCCCAGGCACGAAAGAUGAGGGUCAAAGCGCUUCAGUACCAAGUUCAUGAUGGGAAGCUUUACCGGAAGACAUUCUUGGGUCCACUCCUGAGAUGUUUAACGCCGGAAGAAGCCAGUUAUGUUAUCAGGGAAAUUCAUUGGGGAAUUUGUGGCAUACACUCCGGACCGAGGAUGGUCGUAGCCAAAGCGAUGAACGCCGGAUAUUUUUGGCUGGGUAUGCAUCAAAGCACGGUUAGUGAAUUACAAGCGUGCGAAGAUUGCCAGCGGCAUGCCCCGAUCAGUCAUCAUGCAAAAAACGACCUCGUACUUGUAACUUCGGCCUGGCCCUUCCAAAAGUGGGGAAUUGACAUCGUCAGUCCUUUUCCUGUCUCCACCGGAGGUGUAAGGUUCCUAUUGGUCGCAAUUAAUUACUUCACUAAGUGGAUCGAAGCCAAACCCCUCCGAACCAUCACUGGGGAUCAGAUACUCCGAUUCGUAUGGGAAAACAUUCUGUGCAGAUACGGAAUGCCGUUGUGCAUUAUAAGUGACAAUGGGAAGUAG